CAAGAGGCAGAAGACAAAUUUGAAUAGCAUCGUUGACAAUGAUCUGCAGUCGCCCGACGUUUCAAGGAAGAUCUCUAGGACGGAGAUUUCCAAUGAAACGCAAGCGAACGCUUCGGUUUUACGUUCCACGAGCACGAUCUCGGACAAAUCAGUGACGAGUGAGAGUGAGAGUGAGAGUGAGAACACUGAAACCUUGAAGGAAUCAAGAACGUAUCCAAAAGACGAUAAAAUCAUCAAGAUCUCCAUGCUGAAGGAAUCGCCGGUGUACUUGAUGAAGGAGAAAAAGCGUGGGAAAUGCGUGAUAUUUAAUCACGAAACAUUCUGCAAUAUUAAAACGAGGAAAGGGACUGAGUACGACGUGGACAAAAUAAAACAGGUUUUCGGCAAGACUUUAGGUUUCGAGAUGGUCGUCCACAAUGACUUGAAGCGCUCCACAGUGUCGAAAAAGAUAGAAAGACUAUGCACGGAGGAUUACACAGACGCAAAUUGUAUUUGCAUUUUCAUAUUGUCUCACGGGAGUACCGCGGAAAGGAUAGAGGCGAAGGACACGUCUUACUGUUUCUCAGAAAUCUGGGAACCGUUUCUAAAAUGUAGAACAUUAGUAGGCAAACCGAAACUAUUUUUCGUACAGGCUUGCAGAGGAAACAAGGAGGAUGAUGGGACGCUGGUUAAGUACGAGGUCGAUUCCGCGGCCGCUAUUUUUUAUGCGAUUCCUACUAGAGCCGAUUUCUUAUUCGCCUAUGGCACGACAGACAAGCAUUCCGCGCACCGGAUGCCAGACAAGGGCACGUGGUACAUUCAGAGUCUGUGCGAAGUGAUCAACAGCCAUUGGAAAGAGUACGAUCUGUUGAAAAUACUGACGACAACUUCGCGCACAGUUGCGUUAAAUUACAAUACGGAUAAGCAGAAGAAACAAAUGCCCACGUUCUCGUCUACGCUCACCAGAGACUUCUAUUUCGUUCGGAAUAAUCGAAGGUCUAAAAAAUGAUUCGACAGUAAUUUUAACAAGUAAAGUCUUUGUCAAAAAUAAUUAGCUUGAACUUUUUCUUUUUAAAUUAGUCAUAAAUGUUCUAAUCAUUGCGAGACGGUCGUUGUAAUUUUCUGAUCUUUUCAAAACUGUAUAAAAAGUGUGAUCGCUAGUCCAGCUGUCCCUAUAGAUUUGUUUGUUAAACAUUUUUUGUGACACAUUUUAUAAUCGAGACCAAUAAAAACUGUUACGACGACAAACCUCUCGAA
This is a messenger RNA of Ceratina calcarata, 1236 nucleotides long. RefSeq names its product caspase-1-like. Lineage: Eukaryota; Metazoa; Arthropoda; Insecta; Hymenoptera; Apidae. Bases 245 to 988 code for a protein of 247 amino acids. Gene Ontology annotation, molecular function: cysteine-type endopeptidase activity. The transcript is spliced from 6 exons. The record is from RefSeq and is a predicted model, not a curated record. Gene Ontology annotation, biological process: proteolysis.